This is a messenger RNA of Lepus europaeus (European hare), 7924 nucleotides long. It is a transcript of the gene ABCA2, whose product is annotated as ATP binding cassette subfamily A member 2. Gene Ontology annotation, biological process: transmembrane transport; lipid transport. Gene Ontology annotation, molecular function: lipid carrier activity; ATP hydrolysis activity; ATP binding. The transcript is spliced from 48 exons. The record is from RefSeq and is a predicted model, not a curated record. Gene Ontology annotation, cellular component: intracellular membrane-bounded organelle; membrane. NCBI's taxonomy places the organism in Eukaryota, Metazoa, Chordata, Mammalia, Lagomorpha, Leporidae. The coding region runs from base 44 to 7327 and encodes 2427 amino acids.
GCGGCGGGGCCCGGCGCUGAGGCGGCCGGAGAGCGGCCCCGCCAUGGGUUUCCUGCACCAGCUGCAGCUGCUGCUCUGGAAGAACGUGACGCUCAAGCGCCGCGGCCCGUGGGUCCUGGCCUUCGAGAUCUUCAUCCCGCUGGUCCUCUUCUUCAUCCUGCUGGGGCUGCGGCAGAAGAAGCCCACCAUCUCCGUGAAGGAAGCCUUCUACACAGCCGCCCCCCUGACGUCGGCUGGCAUCCUGCCGGUCAUGCAGUCGCUGUGUCCCGAUGGCCAGCGGGACGAGUUCGGCUUCCUGCAGUACGCCAACUCCACGGUCACCCAGCUGCUGGAACGCCUCAACCGCGUGGUAGAGGAGGGCAACCUGUUUGACCCAGCGCGGCCCAGCCUGGGCUCGGAGCUCGAGGCCCUGCGCCAGCACCUGGAGGCCCUCGGCUCGGGCCCAGGCACCUGGGAGAGCGGCGUGGACAGCCCUGCAGCGUCCUCCUUCUCGCUGGACUCCGUGACCAGGGACCCCAGGGAGCUCUGGCGCUUCCUGACGCAGAACCUGUCGCUGCCCAACGGCACAGCCCAGGCCCUGCUGGGCGCCCGCGUGGACCCGCCCGAGGUCCGUCGCCUGCUUUUCGGCCGUUUGCCUGCCCUGGGUGCUGAGUCGGGCUUCCCCAGGGGUCAGGAGCCCUGGAGCCACCUGGGCAGCAGCCCCCUAUUCCGGAUGGAGGAGCUGCUGCUGGCCCCUGCCCUCCUAGAGCAGCUCACGUGUUCCGGGGAGCUAGGCCAGAUCCUCACGGCGCCCCGGGGACAGCAGGCAGCCCUGCAGGCCUACCGGGACGCGGUGUGCAAUGGGCAGACUGCGGCUCGUGCCCGGCGCUUCUCCGGGCUGGCCGCUGAGCUCCGGAACCAGCUGGACAUGGCCAAGAUCGCCCAGCAGCUGGGCCUGGGUGCCCCCAACGGCUCCGCAUCCCAGCAGCAGACGCCCCCCCCGCAGAAGCUGCAGACGCUUCUGGGGGACCUGCUGGACGCCCAGAAGAUCCUGCAGGGUGUGGACGUCCUCUCGGCCCUGGCCCUGCUGCUGCCCCAGGGCGCCUGCAAGGGCCGGGCGCCCGCGUCACCGCCCGGCAGCCCCGGAGGGGCGUCCAACGGCACUGGGGCAGGAGCGGGGCCAGGCCCCAACGCCACGGCCGAGGAAGGUGCACCCACGGCGGCGAUGCAGGGCCAGUGCUCGGCCUUCGUGCAGCUCUGGGCUGGCCUGCAGCCCAUCCUGUGCGGCAACAACCGCACCAUUGAGCCAGAGGCCCUGCGCAGCGGCAACAUGAGCUCCCUGGGGUUCACAAGCAAGGAGCAGCGGAACCUGGGCCUCCUUGUGCACCUGAUGACCAGCAACCCCAAAGUCCUGUACGCGCCGGCCGGCUCCGAGGCCGACCGGGUCAUCCAGAAGGCCAACGAGACGUUUGCCUUUGUGGGCAACGUGACUCACUACGCCCAGGUCUGGCUCAACAUCUCGGCCGAGAUCCGCGGCUUCCUGGAGCAGGGCAGGCUGCAGCAGCACCUGCACUGGCUGCAGCAGUACGUGGCGGAGCUUCGGCUGCAUCCCGAAGCCAUGAACCUGUCUCUGGACGAGCUGCCGCCAGCACUGCGUCACGACAACUUCUCGCUGCCCAACGGCUCGGCCCUCCUGCAGCAGCUGGACACGAUUGACAACGCGGCCUGCGGCUGGAUCCAGUUCAUGUCCAAGGUGAGCGUGGACAUCUUCAAGGGCUUCCCGGACGAGGAGAGCAUUGUCAACUACACACUCAACCAGGCCUACCAGGACAACGUCACCGUGUUCGCCAGUGUGAUCUUCCAGACCAGGAAGGACGGCACCCUUCCGCCCCACGUCCACUACAAGAUCCGCCAGAACUCCAGCUUCACGGAGAAAACCAACGAGAUCCGCCGAGCCUACUGGCGGCCGGGCCCCAACACAGGCGGCCGCUUCUACUUCCUAUACGGCUUCGUCUGGAUCCAGGACAUGAUGGAGCGUGCCAUCAUCAACACCUUCGUGGGCCAUGACGUGGUGGAGCCGGGCAGCUACGUGCAGGUGUUCCCGUACCCCUGCUACACCCGGGACGACUUCCUGUUUGUCAUCGAGCACAUGAUGCCGCUGUGCAUGGUGAUCUCCUGGGUCUACUCCGUGGCCAUGACCAUCCAGCACAUCGUGGCCGAGAAGGAGCACCGGCUCAAGGAGGUCAUGAAGACGAUGGGCCUGAACAACGCGGUCCACUGGGUGGCCUGGUUCAUCACGGGCUUCGUGCAGCUGUCCAUCUCGGUGACGGCGCUCACGGCCAUCCUCAAGUACGGCCAGGUGCUGCUGCACAGCCACGUGCUCAUCAUCUGGCUCUUCCUGGCCGUCUACGCCGUGGCCACCAUCAUGUUCUGCUUCCUGGUGUCCGUGCUGUACUCCAAGGCCAAGCUGGCCUCAGCCUGUGGCGGCAUCAUCUACUUCCUGAGCUACGUGCCCUACAUGUACGUGGCCAUCCGGGAGGAGGUGGCCCAUGACAAGAUCACUGCCUUCGAAAAGUGCAUCGCGUCCCUGAUGUCCACGACGGCCUUCGGCCUGGGCUCCAAGUACUUCGCGCUGUACGAGGUGGCCGGUGUGGGCAUCCAGUGGCACACGUUCAGCCGGUCCCCCGUGGAGGGGGACGACUUCAACCUGCUGCUGGCCGUCGUCAUGCUGAUGGUGGACGCGGUCGUGUACGGCGUGCUCACCUGGUACAUCGAGGCCGUGCACCCAGGCAUGUACGGGCUGCCCCGGCCCUGGUACUUCCCACUGCAGAAGUCCUACUGGCUGGGCAGCGGGCGGACGGAGGCGUGGGAGUGGAGCUGGCCGUGGGCCCGCGCCCCCCGCCUCAGCGUCAUGGAGGAGGACCAGGCCUGUGCCAUGGAGAGCCGGCGCUUCGAGGAGAUGCGAGGCAUGGAAGAGGAGCCCACCCACCUGCCCCUGGUGGUCUGCGUGGACAAGCUCACCAAGGUGUACAAGAAUGACAAGAAGAUAGCCCUCAACAAGCUGAGCCUCAACCUCUACGAGAACCAGGUGGUCUCCUUCCUGGGCCACAACGGGGCGGGCAAGACCACCACCAUGUCCAUCCUGACCGGCCUGUUCCCACCCACGUCUGGCUCGGCCACCAUCUACGGACACGACAUCCGCACCGAGAUGGACGCGAUCCGCAAGAACCUGGGCAUGUGCCCGCAGCACAACGUGCUCUUCGACCGCCUCACCGUGGAGGAGCACCUGUGGUUCUACUCGCGGCUCAAGAGCAUGGCGCAGGCCGAGAUUCGCAAGGAGAUGGACAAGAUGAUCGAAGACCUGGAGCUGUCCAACAAGCGGCACUCGCUGGUGCAGACGCUGUCUGGGGGCACCAAGCGUAAGCUCUCCGUGGCCAUCGCCUUCGUGGGCGGCUCCCGCGCUGUCAUCCUGGAUGAGCCCACCGCCGGCGUGGACCCCUACGCCCGCCGAGCCAUCUGGGACCUCAUCUUGAAGUACAAGCCGGGACGCACCAUCCUGCUGUCCACCCACCACAUGGACGAGGCCGACCUGCUGGGCGACCGCAUCGCCAUCAUCUCCCACGGGAAGCUCAAGUGCUGCGGCUCCCCCCUCUUCCUCAAGGGCGCCUACGGCGACGGGUACCGCCUCACGCUGGUUAAGCGGCCUGCGGAGCCUGGGGGUCCCCAAGAGCCAGGGCUGCCAUCCAGCCCCCCAGGCCGGGCCCAGCUGAGCCACUGCUCCGAGCCGCAGGUGUCCCAGUUCAUCCGCAAGCACGUGGCCUCCUGCCUGCUGGUGUCCGACACGAGCACCGAGCUCUCCUACAUCCUGCCCAGCGAGGCCACCAAGAAGGGGGCUUUCCAGCGCCUCUUCCAGAGCCUGGAGUGCAGCCUGGACGCCCUGCACCUGAGCAGCUUCGGGCUGAUGGACACGACGCUCGAGGAGGUGUUCCUGAAGGUGUCGGAGGAGGACCAGUCACUGGAGAACAGCGAGGCCGACAUGAAGGAGUCCAGGAAGGAGGCGCUGCCCGGGACGGGGGGCCUGGCGUCGGCGCAGGGUCCGGCCGGCAACCUGGCGCGGUGCGCGGAGCUGGCCCAGUCGCAGGCGUCGCUGCAGUCCGUGUCCUCGGUGGGCUCCGCCCGCGGCGACGAGGGAGCCGGCUACGCCGACGUCUACGGCGACUACCGCCCCCUCCUCGACAGCGAGAACGCGCAGGACGCCGAGGGCGCCAGCCUGCAAGAGGCCGAGGCCGAGGCCCCCACGCGGGCCGGCCAGAGCGGCCGCAAGCUGGAGGGCUGGUGGCUGAAGGUGCGCCAGUUCCACGGGCUGCUAGUCAAGCGCUUCCACUGUGCCCGCCGCAACUCCAAGGCCCUCUGCUCCCAGAUCCUACUGCCCGCCUUCUUCGUCUGCGUGGCCAUGACCGUGGCGCUGUCCGUGCCCGAGAUCGGUGACCUGCCUCCGCUUGUGCUGUCCCCCUCCCAGUACCACAACUACACCCAGCCACGCGGCAACUUCAUUCCCUAUGCCAAUGAGGAGCGCCGGGAAUACCGGCUCCGACUGUCACCCGACGCCAGCCCCCAGCAGCUGGUGAGCACCUUCCGCCUGCCCUCGGGGGUCGGCGCCACCUGUGUGCUCAAGUCCCCGGCCAAUGGCUCGCUGGGGCCGGUGCUGAACCUCAGCAGCGGGGAGUCCCGGCUCCUGGCCGCCCGCUUCUUCGACAGCAUGUGCCUGGAGUCUUUCACGCAGGGGCUGCCACUGUCCAACUUCGUGCCGCCCCCUCCCUCGCCCGCCCCGUCCGACGCCCCGCUGGCCCCGGAGGAGGACCUGCUGCCGCCCUGGAACGGCUCCCUGCCGCCCACCGCCGGCCCAGAGACCUGGACGUCAGCGCCAUCCCUGCCGCGCCUGGUGCGGGAGCCAGUCCGCUGCACCUGCUCCGCGCAGGGCACGGGCUUCUCCUGCCCCAGCAGCGUGGGCGGGCACCCGCCCCAGAUGCGCGUGGUCACCGGCGACAUCCUGACCGACAUCACCGGCCACAACGUCUCCGAAUACCUGCUCUUCACCUCUGACCGCUUCCGGCUGCACCGGUACGGGGCCAUCACCUUUGGCAACGUCCUGAAGUCCAUCCCCGCUUCCUUUGGUGCUCGGGCCCCACCCAUGGUGCGGAAGAUCGCGGUGCGCAGGGCAGCCCAGGUCUUCUACAACAACAAGGGCUACCACAGCAUGCCCACCUACCUCAACAGCCUCAACAACGCCAUCCUGCGCGCCAACCUGCCCAAGAGCAAGGGGAACCCGGCAGCCUAUGGCAUCACCGUCACCAACCACCCCAUGAACAAGACCAGCGCCAGCCUCUCCCUGGACUACCUGCUGCAGGGCACGGACGUGGUCAUCGCCAUCUUCAUCAUCGUGGCCAUGUCCUUCGUGCCGGCCAGCUUCGUGGUCUUUCUGGUGGCUGAGAAGUCCACCAAGGCCAAGCACCUGCAGUUCGUGAGCGGCUGCAGCCCGGUCAUCUACUGGCUGGCCAACUACGUGUGGGACAUGCUCAACUACCUGGUCCCGGCCACCUGCUGCAUCAUCAUCCUGUUCGUGUUCGACCUGCCGGCCUACACGUCGCCCACCAACUUCCCGGCCGUGCUCUCGCUCUUCCUGCUGUACGGGUGGUCCAUCACGCCCAUCAUGUACCCCGCCUCCUUCUGGUUCGAGGUCCCCAGCUCAGCCUACGUGUUCCUCAUCGUCAUCAACCUCUUCAUCGGCAUCACAGCUACUGUGGCCACCUUCCUGCUGCAGCUGUUCGAGCACGACAAGGACCUGAAGCUCGUCAACAGUUACCUCAAGAGCUGCUUCCUGAUCUUCCCCAACUACAACCUGGGCCACGGGCUCAUGGAGAUGGCGUACAACGAGUACAUCAACGAGUACUACGCCAAGAUCGGCCAGUUCGACAAGAUGAAGUCGCCGUUCGAGUGGGACAUCGUCACGCGCGGGCUGGUGGCCAUGACGGCCGAGGGCUUUGUCGGCUUCCUCCUCACCAUCCUGUGCCAGUACAACUUCCUGCGGCAGCCACAGCGCAUGCCAGUGUCCACCAAGCCAGUGGAGGAUGACGUGGACGUGGCCAGCGAGCGGCAGCGCGUGCUCCGUGGGGACGCUGACAACGACAUGGUCAAGAUCGAGAACCUGACCAAGGUGUACAAGUCCCGGAAGAUCGGGCGCAUCCUGGCCGUGGACCGCCUGUGCCUGGGAGUCCGCCCUGGCGAGUGCUUCGGCCUCCUGGGCGUCAACGGCGCGGGCAAGACCAGCACCUUCAAGAUGCUGACGGGGGACGAGAGCACCACGGGGGGCGAGGCCUUCGUCAACGGGCACAGCGUGCUCAGGGAGCUGCUUCAGGUGCAGCAGAGCCUGGGCUACUGCCCCCAGUUCGACGCCCUGUUCGAUGAGCUCACGGCGCGGGAGCACCUGCAGCUCUACACGCGGCUGCGCGGUGUGCCCUGGAAGGAGGAGGCCCGGGUGGUGAAGUGGGCCCUGGAGAAGCUGGAGCUGACCAAGUACGCAGACAAACCGGCCGGCACCUACAGCGGCGGCAACAAACGCAAGCUCUCUACAGCCAUCGCCCUGAUCGGGUCCCCCGCCUUCAUCUUCCUGGAUGAGCCCACCACGGGCAUGGACCCCAAGGCCCGGCGCUUCCUCUGGAACCUCAUUCUGGACCUCAUCAAGACGGGCCGCUCCGUGGUGCUCACGUCCCACAGCAUGGAGGAGUGCGAGGCCCUGUGCACGCGCCUGGCCAUCAUGGUGAACGGUCGGCUGCGCUGCUUAGGCAGCAUCCAGCACCUGAAGAACCGCUUUGGAGACGGCUACAUGAUCACCGUCCGGACCAAGAGCAGCCAGAACGUGAAGGAGGUGGUGCGGUUCUUCACCCGCAACUUCCCGGAGGCCAUGCUCAAGGAGCGACACCACACGAAGGUGCAGUACCAGCUCAAGUCGGAGCACAUCUCGCUGGCCCAGGUGUUCAGCAAGAUGGAGCAGGUGGUCGGCGUGCUGGGCAUCGAGGACUACUCGGUCAGCCAGACCACCCUGGACAACGUGUUCGUGAACUUCGCCAAGAAGCAGAGUGACAGCCUGGAGCAGGAGAUCGAGCCGCCCUCGGCCCUGCAGUCCCCGCUCGGCCGCCUGCUCAGCCUGCUGCGGCCCCGGCCGGCCCCCACGGAGCUCCGGGCGCUAGCGGCCGAUGAGCCGGAGGACCUGGACACGGAGGAUGAGGGCCUCAUCAGCUUCGAGGAGGAGCGGGCCCAGCUCUCCUUCAACACGGACACUCUCUGCUGACCACCCGGAGCUGGGACAGGGACGCACGGUGGGGACAUCCGUGUCCCCGCGCCACCUGCCAGGGCCUGGGGCGGAGGCUUAGGACCAAGGGGCUCCUCCUGCCCUCUGGCCCGGCACUGUCCUCGGCCCUGUCCUGUGGUCACUGUGGCCCUGGCCCAUUUGUGCCAAAGGCUGGCCCGGCCCCGGGCUGCGCACACCCUCACCCUGCUCUGCCUUAAAGCCUGGGGGUCCGGCCUGGCCCCUCGCCCGCCCACCCAGCUCUGCCCACCGCCCUGGGGUGACCUGGGCUGCUCCGGGAGCUCCCCAGCCUUUACCGGCUUCUCUGACUCUGGCGGAGGGGCGGGGCCUCGCUCAGGCUGGGCGGUCUCACCUGGCCCUGCUCUGCAGGUGGCCGCCCUGGGGGUGGGGGCGGGGCGGGGCGGGGCAGGUGGAGCAGUGUGGAGAAGCUGCCCCCUCCGAACAGGUGGGGGCCCAGGCCCUGCCCCAGCCCCUUCCUCCUGCCUUCGCUCCCCCAGCUUGGCCCCCUGCCGACCCCACCCACCUGGGAGCUGGACCUGUACAUAGAGCACAGAUGUUUGUUUUCAAUAAAUAAACAGA